AUGCAAGAGCACCCUGUCCGAGAGUGGAUCGAUACGCUGCUUCAUGCAGCUGUAAUCGCCAAAGACAAGCAAAGCGGGCCUACCAGAAAUGAGGACGAGGUCUCCUCUACAAGUGCAACCUCCCACAUGAAUACUGUUGACGUCACCGUUGGUGUUAAAACUGCGGAUAUUGCAAUCUCGAUAUCUGCAGCUGAUUCGAACGCGAAAGAUGUAAAAAAAGAGGCGGUAGACAAGGUUGAGUCGCCGAAGUCUUCAGAUGCUAAGGAUGUCAUUGCCAUAUCAGACAUUGACAACGCGUCUAGUGCUACAACUACAAAGCGAUACCGUCGUCGUCACUGCGAGGCUGCGAGCGUGUGGCACAAUUCGGCCACAAAUGCAGUGCUCACGGUGGUGUCAAGUUCUGUAGUGUUGAAGGAUGUCGUCGUGCUGUGCAAUCUCGAGGUUGCUGCAAAACGCACGGGGGAGGGGUACGGUGUCAGUAUCAAGACUGCAAGAAGGGCGCUAUUUCGAAAGGUUUCUGUCGGUCUCACGGUGGUGGCUCGCGUUGCGCUCAGCAAGGGUGCCUUAAAUGGGCUCAGCGUUUCGGAUUUUGCGUACGCCACUGGAGAUCUUCUAGUGAUGGCGAUUCGACACGAAGCCAGCCAUUUAGAGUGGUCACAGAAGAUGCGACAAGGACGUUGCUGCCAUCCACAGAUCGACAAAGCUUUUGAUAUUAACAGUUAUUAA
Molecule: messenger RNA, 726 nt
Organism: Plasmopara halstedii
Lineage: Eukaryota; Oomycota; Peronosporomycetes; Peronosporales; Peronosporaceae
Exons: 2
Coding region: 1-726 (241 amino acids)
Source: RefSeq, a predicted model, not a curated record